UCUUCCGUUUUCCGGUCGCGCGCAGCCGCAAAGGCGGGUUGACUCUCGCGCAGGAUGCCAGAGCGAGUCGUCGCCCGGCCGAGGGUUUAAGCUGCGGCGUGGAAGGGCUUGUCUGUCGCCGCUGCCUGGCGGGAGGAAGGAGGCUCCGGCGCUCGUGCAGAAUUCGGGACGCGGCUACUCCCCGCCGCGACACCGGCUGACCCGGGGGCCGUGUCUUGCCGGGCAGAAGGGCAUGAGACGGAAUCGGUCCCUGGGCCAGCUGGGCAGGCGGUGGUGGUGAUUGAAUGAGUCUCUUCCCCUCCCACCGCCACCAUCUCUGUGCCGCUCUGGGCCUCCCUGAAGCCCCGGUUCCUAGCCAGUGUCUCCAUUCGCUGCCGCCCGCGCCGCCUCUGCUGGCUCCGGAUGAGCGCGGCCGGGCCGGAUCGAUCCCAGGCCUCUGGGAUUUGGGGGUCUGCCGGUCUGGCGGGAGCCGCUGCGAUGCCGGCUUCCCCGCGUGGCUCCGGGCUGCCUUGGUAAGGACGGGUAGCCGCUCCCGGGUGUGAGCCAGCAGUGUCGUCUUCCCUGCUGCUGCUGUUGCCGCCGCCGCCCCUCCCGCCUUCGUGGCGCGAUGACGACCCCGGCUCUGCUGCCUCUUUCUGGGCGCCGGAUCCCGCCUCGCAACUUGGGUCCGUCCUCCUCCUUCCCCCAUCACAGGGCUACCUUGAGACUGUCCGAGAAGUUCAUCCUACUGCUGAUCCUCAGUGCCUUCAUCACGCUGUGUUUUGGGGCGUUCUUCUUUUUGCCGGACUCCUCGAAACACAAACGGUUCGACUUGGGCUUGGAAGAUGUCUUGAUUCCUCACGUGGAUAACAGCGACGGUGGGAAAAACCCGGGUGGCUUCUUGAUUCACGGGCAGGGCCACGACCAGCACAGACACAGGGAAGAAGAAGAACGCUUGAGAAAUAAAAUUCGUGCAGAUCAUGAAAAAGCACUAGAGGAAGCGAAAGAGAAACUGAAGAAGUCAAGAGAUGAGAUCCAAGCAGAAAUUCAGACAGAGAAAAACAACAUUGUAAAAAGUUUGAAAAGCAAAAGUAGCAAUCCUCUGCCACCAGUCCCUGUGCCAAAUCUUGUAGGAAUAAACAGUGGAGAGCCAGUGGAUCCAGAUAUACGAGAAAAAAGAGAUAAAAUUAAAGAGAUGAUGAAACAUGCCUGGGAUAAUUAUCGGCAGUAUGGAUGGGGGCAUAAUGAACUGAAACCUAUUGCUAGGAAAGGACAUUCCACAAACAUAUUUGGCAAUUCCCAGCUGGGAGCAAGCAUAGUAGAUGCAUUGGAUACCCUCUAUAUAAUGGGCCUUCAUGAUGAAUUCAUAGAAGGACAGGAAUGGAUUGAGAAUCAUCUUGAUUUUAGUGUGAACUCAGAGGUAUCUGUCUUUGAAGUCAACAUUCGUUUCAUUGGUGGCUUGCUUGCAGCUUAUUACCUCUCAGGACAGGAGCUAUUCAAGAUAAAAGCAGUGCAAUUAGCAGGAAAGCUCAUCCCGGCCUUCAAUACACCCACAGGGAUUCCUUGGGCAAUGGUGAAUUUGAAAAGCGGUGUAGGUCGCAAUUGGGGCUGGGCUUCCGCUGGCAGCAGCAUCCUCUCAGAGUUCGGUACACUUCACAUGGAAUUUGUACACCUCAGCUAUCUGACUGGCAAUCCUGUCUACUAUGAAAAGGUUAUGCAUAUUCGUAAACUGCUUCAGAAAAUGGACCGUCCUAACGGACUUUAUCCAAACUACUUGAAUCCAAGAACUGGGCGCUGGGGACAGCAUCACACAUCCAUGGGUGGUUUGGGAGACAGUUUUUAUGAAUACUUGUUGAAAGCUUGGUUGAUGUCAGAUAAAAUGGACACAGAAGCAAGGAAAAUGUAUGAUGAUGCUAUUGAGGCCAUAGAGAAGCAUCUUAUCAGAAAGUCGAAUGGGGGCCUAACUUUUAUUGGGGAAUGGAAAAAUGGGCACCUUGAGAGAAAGAUGGGGCAUCUCACAUGCUUUGCUGGGGGCAUGUUUGCCCUUGGAGCUGAUGGUUCCCGAGAUGAGAAGGCUGGACAUUACCUACAACUUGGAGCAGAAAUUGCACAUACAUGUCAUGAAUCCUAUGACAGGACAACUUUAAAACUGGGGCCUGAAGCUUUCAAAUUUGAUGGAGGUUUAGAGGCAGUAGCAGUGCGGCAAAAUGAAAAAUACUACAUAUUAAGACCGGAGGUGAUUGAGACAUACUGGUAUAUGUGGCGAUUCACACAUGAUCCUAAGUACAGACAGUGGGGCUGGGAGGCAGCACAGGCCAUUGAUAAGUACUGCCGAGUGAGUGGUGGAUUUUCCGGGGUCAAGGAUGUCUACUCCUCAGCUCCUACAUAUGAUGAUGUACAGCAAAGCUUCUUUCUUGCUGAAACUCUAAAGUAUUUAUAUCUGCUCUUCUCCAAUGAUGAUCUCUUACCUUUGGAUCACUGGGUUUUUAACACAGAAGCUCACCCCCUGCCAGUUUUACAUCUAGCCAAUACAACACUUUCAGGAAAUAAUGCAUAUCGAUAAAAACUAUUCCAGGAAAAGGACAGAACAAUCUACAUUAGCUGUGUCUUGUUUACAUGGACCACUUGAGAUUUCAGGCUUGAGAAAAGACUUAGUGUGUUUAAAUAAGACCUUCAGAAUGAUGAGAGAAGUACUGCACUCUUCCGCAUGUAGAUAAUUCAAAAAUUCCAUUUUAUAUGACCAAAACAAUUUGUGCAGUAUAUGGCAGAAAAAGACCUUGUAUAUUUGCAACAGAAAAAGUGGCGCAUGAUUUUGAAGGAUUGAAAGGCUGAAUUAAUAUCCCAGCCACAGGAACAGCUGCAACUAUUGAGAUUGACCGUUGUAGUAAACAUUGUCCUACCCAAAUAAUGCGGAUUCCUGAUAGUUUGUCAUUUGCUUCCCCCCCUUCCCCCAACUUGGUGGCAUGAGCAAAGCAAUGCAAGGCAACAAAAGUUCACUAAUAGCACCCAGAUUUCAAGUUCUUUGACUGCUAUUUUGAAAUUUCUAAACAUCUUCUUCAGUCUGUUCAGACUGGCAACCAUUCCCAGUGCCUCUGAGACCCUUGCCUCUUUUUAUUAUCAACAAUGCUGUGGAUCGACCAUUUGUUGCUGUUCAUGAGUAAAUGGAUUAGGAAAUCUGUCACUUUAGGAUAUGGAAAUCUUCAUUCAGUGCAGAGUUGUUUUUUGCAUACAUCAUGACAAAAUUGCCCAGUGAUGUUUAUCAUUUGGCCAAGAUUUCUUUCAACUAAGUUGCAAUAACUAACAUUUGUCUAUGAAUCCUGGAGUUUCCCAAGGAUCUCACUCUUUUUAUUUGUACAGUAUUCAAAAAGUAUAGAAUAAUCCUGUAAAGAGACAUUCUUUACCAAUUUUAAUUCCUGUGAUUAAGACUCACCUGGGUAUAAUGGUGCUUCUUUAGGGAUUUUUUUGUAAAAGCUGGAGUUUGCAGAGGAGUUUUUCAGCCUUCACACCUAUCUGUCUUUGAAAAUCUGAAAUCUGGUUGUUUGACCUUCAAGUAUCUAGAAACAAUAUCACGCAAGGCAACACAGAACACAUCAAAAUGAAUUUGAAAGUAAAAUUUAUUUUGCAAUACAUUUUUGUCACUACUAUGGUAGAUAUCACAGACAACACUUUGGGAUAAAAAUAGCUUUUUCAAAACUUAAAAAUGGAUCUUUCAAAGAGCUCCCCACUUCUGUUAAAGAAAAAGACUUGAGCAUAAUUUUUUUCUGGCAGGAUAUAUAAAAUAUGUGAAUAUUAUUUAUGUAUAUUGGAAUCAAAAUUCCUGAUGAAUACAGAUAACACAUCUUUAUUAUUAUUGUUGUUGGUAUGAUUCCUUUUUAAAAAUAAUGAAAUUUAAAAGGCUGGUUGGAGUAGCCUUUGUUGACCAAGUUUUCCUAUUGGCAUUUUGCCAUAUCUUUAAGGAUAUAACAAUUCAAUUAUUGAGAAAGAUAAUUUAAUGCAUGUUACAUAUUGCAGUCCCAGUGAGAAGAUUGAUGGUUUCAGUGAGCACUGCUUACUGCAAGAGUGGUGCAGGUGAGUCUGGGAAUCUGCCCAGCCCAAAUUGUGUUGCAUUCCAUUGUGAAAUCCAUAUUCUACAUGGUUCUGGCCCACCUAGUUGUAGGGAUUAAUUUAAAACAGUAUUGGAGUCUUUGUGGGUCAAUUGCAAUGAACAUGAAGUUGAAUUCCAGAUAUCAGGGCACUGAAAUUCACCUGUCUUGGAUUCUGGCAUUAAUUUUACUGUUCUCCAUAGUUAUCGUUCACAUGUUCAUAUCCAGGCUCCUCCCUCCUUUUCCUCUUCUCAAAAUCAGUAUUCUAAAAUAAGUUUUUAAACCAAGGUCACGUGCAGUUUGAAAGUAUUACAGGGUUGUAGAAUUUGAAAUAAAUUUUAGUACUACUGAGUCUUGAAUUGAAUUAUAAGAUGGAAACUGAUGUUACUUAUAUUUAUCCAUAUAAGACCAUAGUAUUUUUAAUGAAAUCUGAGACAAAUUUAUACAUGAUAUCAAAAAUACUUAUCUGCUGAAAAGUAAUAUGGCCAUUAAUGACUAAAAGUUCUCAACUCUCAUGGAAUGAAAUUUGCUUGAAAUUAAAUCAAAAUGUCCCAACUAUAUUUUAUGAAUGGAAAUAAUGGAUAAAACAUAAUAGGAUUGGAUAAUUGUGUUUGAAAUAUUACAUUACUAUUUUUUAUUUCCUUUAAAUAUAAAUUAAAUAUUUCUUUUUUCCACUUUAGAUAGAACUAUAUGCUGUAAGUAGUGCAAUAUUGUCUUAAGCAUUAUUACACAGAGUUCUUAAACCUCGUUGCAUAAUAGCAUCAUUAACAGACCCAAUAUUAUUCUGAUGAUCAGUCAGUCUUUCUAUGUUUUACUUCCAAAGUUGUUUUUACAGACCACCCUGCAUUUAUUGUACCAGUUUUCAUGUUGCUUCCUUUCUCCUUCCCUUGCUGGUUAUUAAUGCACAAGAAUGCAGUGAUUUUAAAACAUGCAAUUAAAACAUAAAUGUUAUCUUUUCUGGGUUAUUGAAGGAGAAUUGUAAAUUUAUUACAUUUCUAUAUUCUGUGUUAAGAUUUUACACUUUUUUCUGAAGUGUUUUAAAUCUAAAAAGGCUUAGAAACUAAUAAGCAAAACUGCAAGAUAUUAUGGUUCUUGAUAACAAAAUAACCACAAUGUUAUUCAAGAAGCAGACACAUUUUCUCUCUCUCUUUUUUUUAAAGAAAUUGCCUGAAGAAAAGACAGGAAGCCAAAAAAUGGAUUAUUGUUCAUAGUCUGCCUUCAUUGGCAGGAAAGGUCACAAAUUCCUAGUUCAAUCUGCAUCUUUGGAGACAAAUUGUUCUUUAAUUAUAAGUAAAUAGCCAUCUUCCGCAAGCAUUAUGGAUUAUUCUUUCCAACCCAAACAAAUGUGUGACAGAAAUUCUGUGAAGGGUCUUGGGCUUCCCUCAACAGGAUAACUCUCCGAAAACAGAACAGAACAAUAACUCCAAACAGAAUGGAAGCAAAUUUGGUGUUGGGGGAGAAUAGAAACAUUGAUUAAAAAUGGGCAAAUCUGGUUGGGCUGGGAAGAGAGAAAUUCAAGGAAAAAAAACCCCAUUUUUUAAGAGGCAGUUGGCUAGUUGUUUGAAAUGUAGUUAACUCCUCCAUUCUAAGACCCCUCUUCCCCUUCCCAGUGAGGCAGAGUUUCAAGGUUGAAAAGAAUUCUAGAAGCCAUCGUCUGCAUGCUUUCCCUACCUUGGUUAAUUCUAGGAGCCUGGUAUAUCCAUCCCUUGUUCAAUCAGGUUUGUUGAUUUGAUUUCAAGAUAUAUACAGUAUAAUUAAGUCAUUGUCAGAAAGAAAUCCCGGAAAGAUAAUUUGAACACUUCAAGGUGUCUUUUUGCUUAGAUCAGGGGUGUCAAACUUGGGUCAUCAUGGCAGCAUCAUGUGAUGUAUCGAGACUUUUCCCCCCUUUGCUAAACCGGGCAGGGGCGGGGCCAGCACGUGACGCAUGUGUGCCUCGAGUUUGACACCCUUGGCUUAGAUAAUUAAUCAUUGUGUUCAGGUGCAAACACUGUGCAAGGAAGAGGAAAAAAGAUCCAAAUUGAAAACUGUAACUAAGCAUUCAUCCACCACAUCCAAAAUUAAAAGUUCUCCAAAUUGUCAGUGUCAUGGAUAUCACCAUCCUUUUGGGCAAAGCCAAAAAGACUUGUACAUCUACUCAGGAUUGGCAUUGCUGGCCAUUUUCAAGACCCACAGUUAUUCAGGGAAUCCUCUGUCAAGUUCCAGUACAAGGGGCUCUGCUGCAGUCCCUGGUUGCUUUUCCCAAUUCCACUGCCCUCUACCUGAUAGGGCAAUGAAUGAAGAAAAAUGGGCCAUUGUGGAUUGGGUCUAAAAGAGAGCGCCAGUGAAUGGGCAGAAGCAGUAAUAAAGAAAUGGCAACUCCAGGGCAGGGGCUGGUGCCUAGGGGCUCACCAGGUAGACACUACAUUUGUUUGUUUAUGUUUAGUUACGGCAUGUGUUUCUUCAUUCCAUGAGCAGAGCAGACAACGAGAAAAGAAAACUGAGCUUAUGACAUAAUGGAGUACUGUAUAAGCAGAAUGUGGGUUGGCUGGAAGAGAAAAUUGCUAUUUUCAGCAGCAUUCCAACAUCUGUCACAAUAUAUAUUCCGUCAGAAGAUUACUACUGGGCUAAAUAAACUUGAAGAAUUUGGAGGUGAUAGAGAUUAACAGUACAAGUGAAUAAUUCAAUUAUUCAUAAACAGAAGAGUUCAAAGUGAUUUAAGAAUGUGGUUAAUGGCCCUUCAAUUUACUUAUAAUUUUAUGGCUAUGUUCUGAAAAACAGAAGUGGGAUGACACCUCAAUUUCUAAGAAUUAUUUAAUUUAAUUGGCAUUUAUUUAAAAAUACUUUUGUUCCAUUGUAGAAAAAAGAUUAAAAUUAACUUCCUAUUUUCUAUAAUUGCUAGGAAGUUGAGCUUUGUUCUGAUUAUUCUAUUCCCAUCUGGUUUUUAAAAAAAUCAGAAUUAUGGAGAAAUACUAUCUUAUUAUUUUCCUCUUUUGUUGUGUUCAGAAGAAUACUAAAAAAACGGGAGGAGAGAGAUCACAUGUUGUAUGUCUGCAAAUAUCCAAAAAUAAAUGUAUAUACCAUGGAGAAAGGUUGAAUAAUUCAACCUCAUUGAUACUUUUUUUUCCCUUUAAUGUAAUUUGAGUUACUGACCCACUUAGGUCUAUUUCUUCACCUAAAUGUGAAGCAUAAUACACUGCCAUAAAUUUAAUUUUAUAUUCUGAUCUCUUUCAAAGUAAAUAUAAUGCUAUUUGAUACUAGAGUUAUAUGUAUUCACAGUUGGCUGAAUGACUGCACUGAAGAGUGCUUAUUGGCUUCAUUUCAGCUUAGAGGAAGUAUUAAGUAGCAUGCCAAUGGGGUCUGUGCUGGGCCUCCACAGUUCAACAUUUUGAUGAAUAACAUUGAUCAGUUUUCAAGUGGCAGAAAGCUGGGUGAGAUCAAUAAUAUUUUAGAUGAAAGAAAAUUCCACAAAUUAAAUGAACAGGAUGGAAUUUAAUAAGCAGAAAUACAAAGUUCUGUAUCAAGAUAGGACAAAUGUAAGGCUCAAAUAUAGGAUGGAGGAAACUUGGAGGGGCAAUAGAGAGUAUAAAAGGAAUUUAGGCGAUCAUAAAUUAAACAUGAGCCAGAUGUGCCAUUCAGUUGUGAAAAAGGCUGAUGCCAUCUUCACAUGCAGUAACAGAAAUAGAGAGUUCAGGUCACCAGUCAUAAUUGUUCAUAAUUGUUCCUCGAUACUCAGUCCUGGUCAGGUUUCAUUCAGAGAACUGGCCCAAUAUUGAGAGUCCAUUUUUUUAUAUUUUUUUACUAAAUAGAGUUUGUAUUGUUCAUAGCUACCGUUGCAUUGACUCUGGCGAUGGUGGACUCAUUUCUCACACUGUUUCAGAAAUUAGAAGUCAAGAAAUUAAAGAAAUUAAUUAAUAUAUAGAUUAUAUUUGUCAAUAAGGUAAAAAUAUAAAAUUAUUAGCAACAGUUAACAGUUGAGGCCAUAUAUAAAAUGAGAAUAAUAUACUUGAAAUAAUUUACGGUGCAUUGAUAUAUUUGCUGCAGUCUAAUUUCUCUAAAUUGUUAAGUAUAGGAUGUAAUUUUUUUGUUUUCAGAAAGAAAAAAACAUGUUAACAGAAACAAGGCCCUAUGCCUGUGAUGGCGAAUCUAUGGCACACGUGCCAGAGGUGACAUGCAGAUUCUUUUCUGUGGGCACAUGCGCCAUUGCCAGCUGAUUUACUGCUGGUUCAUAUAGUCUGAUUUACUGGUACAUAUAGAGCCUAGUUUUUUUUCUGCAUGAAAUUAUUAACGACUGGCAGCUGAAUGUGUGAUUUGACCAUGUUGGAAAGUAUAUUCAUUGUGGCCUUGGGUCUCUGGUAGUUUUCACAGUGCAAUUCCCUGAGUGUUGAAUGUUCUAAUAUGAAUAAAAAUUUAGAAGUCAAUCCUAUAUAGUUUUGCUUGGAAACAAGUCUACUGCAUUUAGGAUUACUACCUUUGUAAGAACUGAUGAGCAGCCUUUAAUUUUCAGUAGCACCCCCCAGAUCACAAUGAAUUUUAAUACUUUUUAAUUGAGCAUUUUAAUGUAGAAUAUUAAAGAUUCUGUUUCUGAAAGACUAAGAGCAUCAUGUCAGUUCAGUUGAGCUUAUUCCCAGGUAAGGAUGAGUAGACUUGCAAGCUGGUAAACAUUUUCUUCACCAUUUGACUGAAAUAAAAUCCUUUUGUCUUUCCUUUUAAAAUUGGUUUUUUUAAAAAAUAUUUACAGUAACAGAAAAAGGAAGAAUGUAGCCAGAAUAUUUCUUUUUUAAACUUGACUCAUCUCCUGAGAGCAUAGGUGGUUACAUUUUUAACAAAAGCAUGAUGCUUGUAAUAUCUGCAGAUGAACAAUUUCGACCUGUUUACAAGUUAUGUGUUGGAUGCAAUCCUUUUAAGACAACAAAAGACCCCCACAUAUUUUUUUAAAAUAUUGCAAUUAAACACUAAUAUGUACUCAAUAUACUUUUGAAUAUCUUGCCCAGUUGUUUCUCAUAUUCAAACACAGGACAACACAACAGAUAAAAGGCUCCCCUAUUCUCUAGUGCAAAUAUUUUUUAAUAUUGUGCAUUGGACAUUCAGCAACAAUCUAUACAACCUGGCUCAUUCUUGAGACAAAUAUAAAGCAGCAGUGGAACUAUUGUUGGUCAGUUCUUCUGUUUGGUACCGUGUGAUCCCAAUGGUUAAAUUUUCCCAAAUUACGUAGAAGUGGUGUUCUUUGAAUAAAAACACACCACUAUCUAUUCACAACAGAGAUAUUUAAAUUGACUUAAAGAUUGCCACAUAUUUCCCAAAGUAUUCCUAUUAAGGAAAGAUGACAUUACCAGUGUUAAUUUAUUAAAAUGACAUAGACCUCGAUCAUUCAGCAUUAGGGUGCUGAAGGGAGGGAUUUACAACCAGCCCUCAAUGUGUGAUAAGACUUUUUGAUAAGUGCUUUUGGACAAUGAAAAAGUUAGGGAAGCUUUGAGUUCAGUGGAGCUCCCUCUCUCCAUAAAUAAAUUUAAAAUUUCUAUCUUCACUAGUGGAAUUCAUAAUGAAAGCUAUCUGAUCAGCCUAUUUCUCAUCCCCAAAGUCCCUAUUUGUCUUGUGAACUAGUAAAAAGAUGCAAGAGUCAGCUUUGUUACCUGGGAAACCUUGGGCUGUUUCUAAGUUAACAUUCUAUGUGUAUAAUGUGUAAGGAUUUUAAAAAGAAUGUACAUUAAAUUGAUUUUACAA
This is a messenger RNA of Thamnophis elegans (Western terrestrial garter snake), 9761 nucleotides long. RefSeq names its product mannosidase alpha class 1A member 2 (gene MAN1A2). The record is from RefSeq and is a predicted model, not a curated record. Gene Ontology annotation, molecular function: mannosyl-oligosaccharide 1,2-alpha-mannosidase activity; calcium ion binding. NCBI's taxonomy places the organism in Eukaryota, Metazoa, Chordata, Lepidosauria, Squamata, Natricidae. Gene Ontology annotation, cellular component: endoplasmic reticulum; Golgi membrane; extracellular exosome. Bases 608 to 2542 code for a protein of 644 amino acids. The transcript has 13 exons. Gene Ontology annotation, biological process: N-glycan processing; carbohydrate metabolic process.